Molecule: messenger RNA, 540 nt
Organism: Haemonchus placei
Lineage: Eukaryota; Metazoa; Nematoda; Chromadorea; Rhabditida; Trichostrongylidae
Source: the annotation of a GenBank genome assembly
AUGCUUAGGGUAUGCGCCCGGCAGGCACAAUGGCGUGCUCUAAGACCCGUUCGGAACUUGUCGUCGCAUUCGGAACAAGCAGAUCCCAAUAUUGAGCGGAAACCCGAUUUAUACAGACCUGGGUCAGAUUCGUACGCUUAUGAUAAUCCUUGGCCGAAGCUUAACGGUGGUCGACUUGACUGGCUAUUUGGUGAUGGCUGGAGGCGCCCUUUGGCUAAAGACCAAGGAGCUAAAAUGCGUCGAGAGUGGAUUUGGUUUGGACGAGUAGCCCAUGAUGAACACAAGGAUUGGUUGAAAUUCCAUCAGGGCGUCUUUCUUACGUUCACAGUGCUAACUACAUGGGUGACAUGCUGGAUAAUAUUUGCACGUCCUGAUUGGCCUAUGGGUCGCGAAUGGGCUUUACGUGAAGCUCAUUUGGAAAUUGCAAGACGAGAAAAGGCUGGUCUACCUCUUAUAAGUCCUGACUUGCUUCCAAGGGAGCGUGUUAUGGCUUCACUACCUGCCGAUGAGGAGCUCCGUGACUUCGACAUCUUGAUCUAG